Messenger RNA from Penicillium salamii, 150 nucleotides. The record is from the annotation of a GenBank genome assembly. NCBI's taxonomy places the organism in Eukaryota, Fungi, Ascomycota, Eurotiomycetes, Eurotiales, Aspergillaceae.
AUGAUUAACGAAAACAGCCUUGACUUCAACAUCGUCUGCAAGCGUCUCGGCGCUGAGCGCAUAAGCCACUACCUCAACGAGGCUGCUUCCGAGCUUCGCGAUCUCCUCAUGCCUGACCUCGCUGCCCAGUCUGAGAAGCCCAAGCUGUAG